CAAUAUAUAUACAACUCCAACAUUAUUCUAUUUCUAACCAUAUUUUUUGGCACAUAUAACUUCCAAAAAAUAUAAGCCAUGAAACCUUGUUAUUAUUUCUUCCUUUCUUUCUUUACCUUACUAAUAAUCCUCACUUCCUACCCAAAACCAUCAUUCUCCACCCAAGAACUCACCCCACUAAACCCUAACUACAACUUCCCACAAGUGUACAACCUCUCCAAGCAACUAUGUUGGGGCUGCCUCGGCGAAGCCCUAGAGUUCCUAGCGUACCAAAACCUCGUACGAGCCAAAAAGUUUGAGUUCCCCCUUGUUUGGGACACUAAACUUGAGAAGUACGCCAAGUGGUGGGCAGGGCAAAGGUACCAAGAUUGUAAGUUACAGCAUUCGUUCCCUGAGGGCGGGUUUACCUUAGGGGAGAACAUAUUUUGGGGGAGUGGAUCACAAUGGAGGGCUAGGGAUGCUGUUCAAGAUUGGGCUGAUGAGGAGAAAUAUUAUGAUUAUGGUUCAAAUACUUGUGUUGAGGGCCAAAUGUGUGGACAUUAUACACAAAUUGUUUGGAGUAAAACAAGGAGUGUUGGAUGUGCUAGGAGCGUUUGUGAAAAUGGGGACGUGUUUAUGACUUGUAAUUAUUAUCCUCCUGGAAAUUAUGUGGGUGAACGACCUUAUUAACUCGGGUUUAGCUUUGAUUUUAUUUGGGUUUCAAGAAAUUAUAAACCCAAAUAGUCAAAUAUAUAAGCAAAGGGCAUAUAUAUUUGAAUAUAUAGCAAUUAUAUGUACUACGUAUAUUGUACUAUUACAUGUCAAACUCAUUAAAGUCAUAAUAUAUGUGUUGGAUUGAAAUGUGUUGUAUGCUAGCUUAUUGUGUUUAUAGUGAUCAAUGAACACCCUUAUCUAUACGCUA
This is a messenger RNA of Chenopodium quinoa (quinoa), 901 nucleotides long. RefSeq names its product pathogenesis-related protein PRB1-3-like. The record is from RefSeq and is a predicted model, not a curated record. Gene Ontology annotation, cellular component: extracellular region. The transcript has a single exon. The coding region runs from base 79 to 669 and encodes 196 amino acids. NCBI's taxonomy places the organism in Eukaryota, Viridiplantae, Streptophyta, Magnoliopsida, Caryophyllales, Amaranthaceae.